AUGGGCAAGGUAAAGAGACUCGUGGCUGAUAACCCAUUGGUGAUCUUCAGCAAAAAAGAUUGUUAUGUUUGCGACUACAUCAAAUUCGUCCUAAGAAAUUUUGGAGCUAACCCAACUAUAUAUGAGCUUGAUGAAAUUGAAAAUGGGCAACAGGUGGAAGAGGAGCUGCUCAGAUUAGGUCCAAGUGUACCUGUUGUUUUCAUUGGGAAAAAGCUGAUUGGUGGUUCUAAUGAAGUGCUUAGCCUCGGUAUUAAAGGCGAGCUCAAACCACUCCUCAUUGAGGCUAAGGCUAUAUGGAUCUAA
Molecule: messenger RNA, 303 nt
Organism: Lactuca saligna
Lineage: Eukaryota; Viridiplantae; Streptophyta; Magnoliopsida; Asterales; Asteraceae
Source: the annotation of a GenBank genome assembly